Messenger RNA from Sarcophilus harrisii (Tasmanian devil), 1674 nucleotides. RefSeq names its product transmembrane protease serine 12. Bases 277 to 1290 code for a protein of 337 amino acids. Gene Ontology annotation, molecular function: serine-type endopeptidase activity. The record is from RefSeq and is a predicted model, not a curated record. Lineage: Eukaryota; Metazoa; Chordata; Mammalia; Dasyuromorphia; Dasyuridae. Gene Ontology annotation, biological process: proteolysis; acrosome reaction. The transcript is spliced from 5 exons.
GAAUAAGCGCCCCGCCCGCGCUUUGCGCUGGUCUCCGGGGAGAGCGGGUCCGGGCCGGCGUGAGGAGGCUGAGGGCCGAGCUCCCGGCGGCGAGCGCCCCCCAGUCCUUCAGCCGGGGCCCGGGGGUCUGCUCCUCCUGCCGGCGCCUUCCCCCGAGGGCGGAACCGGCAGGCAGGCGCGGGGAGGGCGGGAGGGGGGCCCACGCUGGGACCCUCAGUGGGGCCCGCACCACUAGGCGAAGGCGGGGGAGCCGAGCCCAGGGCGCCCCGUCUGCGCAUGCCCCGAGCGUGGCGCGCUCUCCGCCUGCCCCCGUUACGUUUCGCGGCGCUGCAGCCAAUCGUUCUCAGUUUAAUGGUUUCCCUCGGUUACAAGUACGUAGCGUCCGUGUUGGAGAACGGCGUCUCGGAAAGGUUGCAAAUGCAUGACUGUGGGACAGUACCGCUGCUGGAUGUGAUUUCAGGGUCUCGAAUUAUAGGUGGUCACGAAGCUCAUAUUGGAGCGUGGCCAUGGAUGGUUAGCCUGCAGUUUUCAAAAUUUUUCAACAAAUCCAUUCAUUUGUGUGGUGGAUCCAUAAUUAAAGAGAUGUGGGUCCUCACAGCGGCCCACUGCUUUAAAAUGUCUAGAGAGCCACAAUUUUGGGUAGCUGUAGUUGGAGUUAAUGAUAUUUUACAGAACCGUAAGAAGAAUAAGAAAAUUAAAAUUGAUGACAUCAUCAUACAUCCAGAAUACAAGCAUAAUACCUUUGAAAAUGACAUUGCACUAAUUCAUUUAAAAGAUCCUGUUACUUAUAAUGACUUUGUUCAACCUAUUUGUUUGCCAUUUUUUAAUGAUGUGCCAAAAAUAACCAGUGCCAAACGGUGCUUCAUAAGUGGUUGGGGAAAAAGAAGAGAAGAAGGUAUUCUGACACCUUUAUUACACGAAGCUGAAAUACAUUAUAUUCCUUGGGAUACAUGUAAUGCAAUAGGAAGUUAUUCAGGAAGAGUUCCUAAUACUUCAUUCUGUGCAGGUGAAAGUUAUGGAAAUGUUGAUACUUGCACGGGUGACAGUGGAGGUCCUUUGAUGUGUUACUUUCCAGAAAAUGAAAAAUUUUUUCUAAUGGGUAUUACCAGUGCUGGAGUUGGCUGUGGCAGACCAUUUUUUCCUGGUAUUUAUACUAAGGUCCUAUUAUAUGAAACAUGGAUAAAAGAUAUGUGGCUUCUGGAAGCUCCUACAGGCAAAAAUGAAAUGAAUAUUGUACAGGGAAAGAUUAUAAUAAUUAUGGUAUUUGUCAUCUUAUUUGUGCCCAUAUAAAAUGGCAUUAAUUUAAGACCAAGAUUACUUCACUUUGUAAUGUGUCUUCACAUCUUCAUGUUAUCUGAAUUUUGUGUAUCAGCAUUUCUUAUUGAUAUGAAAAAGUUCUGAUAGGUUAGGUAUACAGUUUAAAUUUGAUACUAAAUCCUAUGUUUUUCUUUAGUAUUUCUAUAGCUUUCAUUUAUAAAGCUAUAAAAAUAUAGCUUUAUAUUUAUAAUACUUUCCCCAUGGUUUAUAACAAAUAUAUGUUACAACAUGUACUUUAUAAUGCACAUAAUUAUCUAAAGUAAUAGAUGUCCAUCAGUUGGAAAAUGGCUGAAUAAGUUAUGAUAUAUGAAUGUUAUGGAAUAUUACUGUUCUAUAAGAAACAAUCAGCAAGAUGAU